AUGUUUCUCAUCUCUAAAGAAAAUACAAUCAAAUUUCUUCAUAGAGCUCCUCUAAAGCAUAAAUGUUUUACAAUUUAUUAUCAAAAUUUUAUCUAUUUUAUUGGGAAUAAUUAUGUUGAAAGGCUAAAUUUAACUAUGCUUUUAUGCUAAAUUUUAGUAUUUUUGUUUUAAAAAAAAAUUUAAUUGCUUCGAAAUUACAAUUGGAUACUUAUAAAUGGGAAAUACUAAUAAUAAGCCUUUGAAAUAGUGUUCAAGUUGUUGGGGCUUCAUUGAGUAAUAUGAUUUUGAUUUCAGGCUACUCUUUAACUGGUAUUUAUGCAUUAGAUUUGCUUACUUUAUCUACUUCUCGAUGCUUUAUCAGGUUUGAUGACUGUAGGAUGAGAACGCUUUGCACUGUAAAAGAUGUGGCUUAUUUAAUUGAUUUUUCUGGAAAGAUACUACGAAGUGGCAUAAAUAAUCCUUUUAGUUGAGAAAUCGUUGGGGAUUGAAGUCCUGAUAGCUUAAUAAUGUUUGAAUAUAGAGCAUUUUAUAAGGGAUGCUGAUAUUUUUUUGUUGCGAGUGAUCAGAUCUAUAAAUUUGAUUUUGAUAAAGGAAAAUAUGAAAUUAUGAAUUAUGGUUUAUAA
Molecule: messenger RNA, 623 nt
Organism: Blepharisma stoltei
Lineage: Eukaryota; Ciliophora; Heterotrichea; Heterotrichida; Blepharismidae
Source: the annotation of a GenBank genome assembly